Messenger RNA from Amphimedon queenslandica, 886 nucleotides. RefSeq lists its product as uncharacterized. The transcript has 6 exons. Bases 194 to 799 code for a protein of 201 amino acids. Lineage: Eukaryota; Metazoa; Porifera; Demospongiae; Haplosclerida; Niphatidae. The record is from RefSeq and is a predicted model, not a curated record.
UCCUCUAGAAAGAAUAGUUUAUAAAUGUGGAACAGAAAAUGAUAAACAAGAAUAUGAAAUUAUGUUGCCAAAACAAAACAAUUCCUACGUCACUCAAUAACAUUCUUCACUGACUCGUGCAGUCAGGAUCUUGGAGGAGCAGUCACUGAAGAAAAAAAGUUUCGCCUCAAAUUAGACACAGAGCUAAUACUUGAUGGUAUCAUCUUGCCAUACCUUCAUAGAAAAAGAGGGCUGCCUUGAAGCUGUUUUCUCAAUUCCUGAAGCUACGUAUGAGAAAUACUUUCCACUGACGCUUGAUCGCUCAAGGGCAUUGGAAAACUUGACUUAUGAGCCAGUAGGACUGAAAUUCAAAUCAAUAUAUUAUUCAGAUACUUGGAGUGUCAAAUCUGAUGAGCAAGACGCAUCAUUCACUGAUACAGAAGGACAAGUUAUCAUCAGAGACCCAAAUGAUACAAAAACAGACAUACAUGUAUCGAUACCAGUGAAUCACACAGACAAUGGUCAAACCAACAAGAACACUACAAAAAGUGAUAAUACACUAUGCACACCUGAUAUAUCUAAUGGGGCAAACAAGCAUGAAUUGGUUCCAGAGGAUGACAAUGAUGAAGACAAUGAUCCUUUUGCUAAUACAGGAACAAACUUAUAUAAUAUAAUUAGUGAACAAAACGAUACAUACACUGAACUGGAGCACAUUGUACCACAGCCAGGCCGCAAAAUGCACCGAAUAUCAGUAAGAGAAACGGCUAACGAGAAACCGUUCGUACUACAUUCGCCUCCCUAUAACAAAGAAAAACAAUAAUUGUUUUACAUGUACGAUUUUAAAACUAAUGGUUCAUGCAUAGUUGCUUGUUAUUUGAAAUGUUUUACAGUGUGAUUCAUUGGUUGU